UAAAUGUAAUUUAAUUUUUUAUUUAAUUAAUUAUUAAAUGUAGGCAAAUUUAUAAAUUAACAUAUUUAAAUGAUUUUGUAGAUAUAAAAAAAUAAUUGAAUUUUAAUAAUAUCUUGUUGAUUACGGUCGGGUUCGGGUUUGAAAGCAGGUCUGUUUGAACAGGUCAGGAUAUAAUCUUGUCAGGUGCCGGUCAGGUCUGAGUAAUCCCAGGUCAGGUUUCGGUCAGGUCUAGGGACUGACCCUCACAGGUCGAACCAGGUUCAAGUCAGGUCAGAAUCAGGUUGACCCAGCGGUCAGAUCUGUUUCUGACACCACUACUCCCAUCAACAAGUUAAACCAAAUUUUCUUUCUCUACCAAAAUCUAUAACUACUUAUAAGUUAGGUUAUAUUGUUAACAAACCCAUCAAAAAAAAAAAAAAAAAAAACAUGGAAUUAGAGAUCAAAGUAAUGUGCUGCAAAGGCUUAACAGCGUUCAAUUUCUUCCAAAAACUGACACUUUAUGCAGCUGUUUCUAUAACUACAGAAAAUGACAAGUUACUUCUUACCAGAGAACAAAAACAGGAGCAUAAAACUCCUGUUGAUGAUAAUGGGGAUGGUAAUCCAGAGUGGAAUUAUUCUAUCAAGUUCGAUUUACGGUCUCUAAAUUCGAUCAACGAUUUAUCUCUUCUAUUCGAGAUGCGAAAUCAGGGACAGUUGCAGUUCUUAUGGGAUAAAACCAUUGGAGAAGUUCGAGUUCCGUUGACGGAUUUGAUUCAAUCUGGUAUGCCUGAGGUUGUCAGAUUUGUUAGUUAUGAGGUCCGUAAUCCUGAAGGUAAACAUAAUGGGAUUCUUGAUUUUUCUUAUAAGGUAAUUACUAACAAUAAUAAUACAAAUCAUGAUAACAUAACCGGAUACCAUCAUCAUCAUGAUCAUCAAUCUCAUGAACAUGAUGCAAAUUCAGAUGUUCAUGUGAUAGGAUACCAUCAUCAUAAUCAGGAGUUGCAAUUGAAUGAGGGUAAUACACAAGGUGGUACAUAUACAGAGACUCAUAUGAUGGGAUACCAAUACCAUCAUCAUCAUUAUAAUCAUCAUCUGAAUGAAUCUGCAGCUACAAAUUCUAAUUCAGAUUUAAUUCAGUACCCAAAGAUUGAUUUGGAGGAAUAUAAUUCAACGCCAUUAUUAGUUUAUCCUCCGCCACCAUCAUCAUCAUCGUCACCAUCAUCAUCAUUUUCAUUAACAGCAACAACUUCUGCCCAUUAUUAUACACCUGCUCCUGCUGUAUAUCCACCGCCUUCACAACAAACGUGGGCUGAGCCCCCUUCCCCGCUAUCCCAUUAUCCGCCGCCUCAGCAGCAUCAUGUUUAUCCGCCGCCACCACAACCGGAACCAUGUGGGGACCUGCAUUGGGGUUACUAUAGGCCACCUGGCUAUCAUUAUUGGUAAAUUUAUGGGGUGUCUAAGAAUGGACAAAUUCGGACACAUGAUAUAAGUCCGAAUCACAAUUGUUUCACAUUGUUGGCAAAUGAAAACUAAACUUGCCAGGUGAAAUAAUUUUGCCUUAUUUGUGCAGCUAUGUGAAAAAAAAAUAAGUGGAAUUGGAUUGAUUUGGUUCAGAAUUGUUGAUUUUUAAGGAAUUUAAAGAGUAGGCAUUUCAAGAUGAAGGGAGAUUGACAAGAACAGGAUUUUAAUGGAUGGCGGUAUUAAUUGUGGAUCUGCUGUAUGAAUAUAGUUAUGGAUAAUUGAUUCAUGAUUACGAGUCUGUAAAUGUUUUUUUAGUUGUGUGAUACUUAGUAAUUACAUUAAUCAUAUCCAUGAUUCACUUCUUUACCUUAUGCUUGCAAAUCUUAGGAUAUAUACGCUGCAAUCUAUGGGUUAUGUUCAUGUUGCAUCCUAUAUGAAAGUAUAUUUGGAUUGCUCAUGAGUUUUUAUGCAUU
This is a messenger RNA of Beta vulgaris subsp. vulgaris (sugar beet), 1913 nucleotides long. RefSeq lists its product as uncharacterized. Lineage: Eukaryota; Viridiplantae; Streptophyta; Magnoliopsida; Caryophyllales; Amaranthaceae. The transcript has a single exon. Bases 427 to 1422 code for a protein of 331 amino acids. Gene Ontology annotation, biological process: defense response. The record is from RefSeq and is a predicted model, not a curated record.